CUGUACUCAGUACAGUACAGCAGUGAAUAUCGAAAUGCAGUUUGGGUGUGUGUGACAUUUUUGCUGCGAUUUCGCAGUUCUGUUCUUGUUUUUCAGGAAAACCACAAAGUGGUUUGAGUGAGUCCCUUCUAUUUAGGGACUAUCAAAAACCAUGAUUCCACGUGUUCGACCGCGCCUCGUAACUUUCGAUGUGACAGGAACACUAUUGAUGACCAAAUUGGAGCAUUACGUCGAUAUUGGCCGCCAAUAUGGCCUCCAUGUCGAUUCGCUUCGUUUGGCGCGAAAUUUCAAAAGUAACUUCGUCCGGCUCACGGCGGAGCAUCCGAAUUUCGGUCGACACACAGGAUUGGGAUGGGAAAAUUGGUGGCGUACCAUCGUCCACGAGGUCUUCAAGGAUCAGCAUCCCUUCGUGUCCCAGGACACUCUAAACAAGGUCGCCGACAGUCUGAUAAGCUGCUACGCCACUGCCCGAUGUUGGCACACGUAUCCGGGUGCUGUGGAGCUGCUCAGCUUUUUACGAAGCAAGGGCAUCUUCCUCGGGGUCAUCUCGAACUUCGACCAACGUCUCGAAUCUAUCCUUGAAGAUACACGGAUUCGCGAAUAUUUUGUCUUUGUCCUUACUUCCUACGACUUCGGUAUGGAGAAGCCGAGUUUGCCAAUCUUCAAUGAGGCUUUGAGACUGACGACGUUGUCCGGAAAGGAGAAAAUUUUACCUCAAGAAGCAAUGCAUAUCGGUGACACAGUCGAUAACGAUUAUUUCGGUGCGAAGAGUGCCAGUUGGAAUGCAUUGUUAAUCAAACAUAAUGAAGGAGAAAAGAUCAAUGACAAAAUACCCAAAGAAGAUGUAUUUAAUAAUUUAAAAGAACUUCAGUGUUACUUUGAAAAGGUUCUCGCAUCUGAUCAUGUGACAACUUGAAAUGAUGUCAUUUGAUAUGAAAAUUUUUUAAAAUUUAAUUUCUUUGUAUUAGAUUUGUUUGAUCAAACCUGUUAGAUAUGAUUGAUGAUGAGAUGAUGAUCAGUUCAAUAUGAUUAUACAAUAAAAAAAUUGCGUUCUGGAAAUUUUGGGGCCAAAGAAAUGU
Messenger RNA from Harpegnathos saltator (Jerdon's jumping ant), 1079 nucleotides. RefSeq names its product rhythmically expressed gene 2 protein. NCBI's taxonomy places the organism in Eukaryota, Metazoa, Arthropoda, Insecta, Hymenoptera, Formicidae. The transcript is spliced from 2 exons. The record is from RefSeq and is a predicted model, not a curated record. The coding region runs from base 152 to 916 and encodes 254 amino acids. Gene Ontology annotation, cellular component: nucleus.